UGCCUAUAUAACAAACCCUGCAAUAGAGUUAGCCUUGAUAAUCAUCAAUCAUGGAUAGAAGCAUCUGCAUUUUCCUCAUCCCUGUUUCUCUUCUUCUAGCAUGCCUAGUACACAACACUCACGCAGUCGACUUCAAGGUGACGAACACCGUGCCAAACACUCCUGGAGGCAGGAUGUUCGACCAAGAAAUUGGUGUUAAUUUCGCUUUAUCAAUCAUGCCAGAUAUCACCGAAUUCAUUUAUAAAGUCUUCGAAGAAACUAGGUCUGAGCAGAGAAGGCAUGUGCCUGUUGUGAAUGUAUACAUCUCCGAAUUCCCAGGUUAUGCAUACAAAAACGGUGACAACAUUAACAUAAGUGCCUCGGCACUGGACCAAUUUUACCAUCCUAGGUCAGAAUCAAAGCGGUUUUUCACUUCUUUAAUGUAUCAUGAGAUGACUCAUGUGUUCCAGUGGCACGGUAACUUUGGAGCCCCAGGAGGGCUGACGGAGGGGACUGCAGAUUAUGUCAUGGUCAAGUCGGGCUUCUACGAUCAGGCGACUUAUACUAAACCCGGUGCUGGUAAGAGGUGGGACGAAGGCUAUGGUGUGACAGAAAGGUUUUUGGAGUAUUGUGACAGUUUGCUGAAUGGUUUCACUGCAAAACUAAACCUGAAGAUGCAGUACACAUACAGCGAUAACUAUUGGGUCGAGUUGCUGGGGAAACCUGUGGAUCAGCUUUGGAGAGAGUACAAAGCCAAGUAUGGGAACCAACCUCAAGAAGCGUCUGUCGAUAUGUUUCAAGGGUUGAAGUACUGAUGGAAAUAUCCAGCUUUGUACGAGUGUUAGAUUCUAGUAGUGUUAUAUAAAGAUGGAGGAAUGUGUUGUUUCUACAAAUGUUUCCCCCAAUUAUGGAUAUGAAUUGAAUAAAAGGUCUCAGGUAUUAAAGUUUACACAGUUCAGUCUCUAUCACAAACAAACGGCAACCUACAAGUGAAACUAUAAUAUCAUAAAGUAGAGACCAAAGUAAAAGCACAAGCGAG
Messenger RNA from Salvia hispanica, 1018 nucleotides. RefSeq lists its product as uncharacterized. NCBI's taxonomy places the organism in Eukaryota, Viridiplantae, Streptophyta, Magnoliopsida, Lamiales, Lamiaceae. The record is from RefSeq and is a predicted model, not a curated record.